GGCCACGUCAGCAGUACACGACAUUGGUAAGUUGCCACGUCAGCAGGCCACAGCGGCAGGACACGUUAGUGCAUGCUGCUCGCCUGCUCAAAGACAAGCAGCAUGGAGCAGCAGCCAGGCGAGACUACCGAGGCCUAUGAGACCCGCAUGCUGGACAUGGUAGCCGAGUGCAAGCAACGGGCAGUUGCGGCAACGUCCGCACGUAAAAAGGAAGACGAUGAAGCAGAGGAACAACGUCGCCUCGCUGAACAGCAGCGACAGGCGGACGCUGAGGCAGCAGCGACGGUCGCAGAUGAACGCCGUCGACUACGCCGAGACAAACUCCUCGAAUGCAAGGGGGAUAUCGAGGUGAUCGCCGGCGAAUGGGCAGUGGCUGUUGAAGAGGGGGGUGCCCCCUCUGCUGUGUGUGGUCUUGCAACCACAAUCGAACAUGUGAGCGACUUGGUCGUCACCUGUGCAAUACAACAAGAGGACAUCCUCUGCAUGGACACCUUAUUCUGGAAGCAGAUUCGUAUUAUUGACGAACUGCUUGACCGGGUACGCCGGCUGGAACAGCAGCUUGCAACAGCCAUCCCCGCCGGACCCUCCAACGUGGCGGAUCGCAUCAAUGUCUUGGAGAUCGACGUCGAGACUCUCAAGGACGGCGCAUUUACGACAACUUAUUCUCCUACCGUUGUGGUGCCGGAUCGGCCGAUCUCCCACGAGAUCAUUCUCGAGGCCGGUGUUGUGCCACCGAAAGGAUGCAUCUAUCGCAUGAGCGAGGAAGAGCUCGAGGUUCUUCACGCUCAACUCGACGAUCUUUUGGACAAGGGCUGGAUCCGCCCUAGCAGCUCACCAUAUGGUGCGCGAGUUCUCUUCGUACGGAAGAAGAACAAGGAUCUCCGCUUGUGCAUCGACUACCACAAGCUCAACGCACAAACCGUCAAGAAUGCGGGACCCCUUCCGCGAAUUGACGACCUUCUCGAGCGUUUGGGCGGGGCAAUUUUUUUUUCAAAAUUGGACUUGAAGUCGGGCUACCAUCAAAUCUCGAUACGCCCGCAAGAUCGCUACAAAUCCGCGUUCAAGACGUGGUACGGACACAUUGAGUGGAUCGUUAUGCCGUUUGGUCUCACCAAUGCCCCGACGACCUUUCAAACGGCAAUGACCAACGCGUUCCGUGCGAUGCUGGACCGGUUUGUACUAGUCCACUUAGACGACAUCCUCGUCUAUAGCCGAACAUUGGAGGAUCAUCUUGAGCACCUUCGACGAGUAUUGGAGACAUUCUGCCGCGUCAAGUACAAAGCCAACCGCGACAAGUGCAAAUUUGUCUCGCAAGAGCUGGAAUACUUGGGCCAUUUUGUCACAUCAGAGGGCAUCAGUCCGUUGUCGAACAAGAUUCAAUCCAUCCAAGAGUGGUCGGAGCCGAAGACCGUCAAAAACGUCCGCUCCUUCCUUGGCUUGGCUAGCUACUAUCAACGCUUCAUCAAGGGAUUUUCGAAGAUCACGGCUCCUUUAUCCAAGCUUCAAUGUGAGGACCGGCCAUUCGACUUCGACGACCAUGCGCGGACUUCACUUUUGGCUCUCAAAGCCGCAUUGCUAUCCGCGGAGGUGUUGCGCAUCUACGAUCCGCUUUUGCCUACACGCGUCACUACCGAUGCGUCCGGCUAUGGCAUUGGUGCUGUCUGCGAGCAACAUGACGGUGUGGACUGGCACCCGAUCGAGUACUUUAGCAAGAAAGUACCCGUUGUGCACUCGAUUGACGAUGCACGGAAGAAGGAGUUAUUGACCUUCGUACACGCGCUCAAGCGCUGGCGACAUUUUCUUCUUGGUCGACAGCAUUUCCGAUGGGUAACGGAUAACAAUCCAUUGGUCUUCUACAAGACCCAAGACAUGGUCAAUAGCACCAUUGCCUGUUGGAUGACCUUCAUCGACCAGUUUGACUUUUUCCUCGACCACAUCCCGAGCAAGUCAAACCGUUUUGCCGAUGCUCUUUCACGGCGUCCGGACCACUGUACCGCAGUCUACUUGACCUUCGAGAUUGACGACGACUUGCGGGACAGCUUCAUCCGUGGCUACCAAGUAGACCCCGACCUUUACGACAACUACGCAAAUUGCUCCUCUCCUAAUCCGGCGCCAUCGCACUAUCGGAUCCAAGAGGGGUACUUGCUCGUUCACUCGCGAGGAAAGGAUCUUCUUUUUGUGCCACGAGAUUUACACUUGCGCACACGGCUUCUUGGCGAGUUCCACGACGCUCCCGCCACCGGAUACUUUGGAGUCAAUCGUACGAUUGGCCGACUCCGCGAGCGCUUUUGGUGGCCUGAUCUUCUCGACGACGCCACAUGCUAUUGUGAGUCAUACGAGGUUUACCGACAUUGCAAAUCCCGCAAUCAUCGUCCGUACGGCGAGUUGCGACCGCUACUGGUCCCCCUGUGGCGAAGGGAACCGAUUGCCAUGGACAUUACCGGCCCGUUCCCCAAGCACAAGACCGGAGUGGAUGGGAUUCUCACAGUCACUGUGGUCGACCGACUCACCAAGUUCGCCAUGUUUUUGCCUUGCCGCUAUCAUGCCAAGGCACCGGAGUCGGGCAAGGUUCUUCACGCCGGUUGGAUUCGAACCAAGGGUUACCCCAAGGAAAUCGUCUGCAACCGUGACACUCGGCUCAUGUCUGAUUUUUGGUUGGCGCUCAUCAAGCGAUGGGGCUCGUCACUUAAGCCCAGUUCCGCUGGCCACCCCCAGACCGAUGGCCAAAUAGAGAGGGCGCACCAGACCGCACAGGYUCUCCUUCGUACUCUCAUCCGCCCGGACCAAAGGGAUUGGGUUGAGCGUUUGCCGGAUGUCGAGUUGACCUACAACUCCUCCAUCCACCCGACUAUUGGGAUGUUGCCCUUCGAAUUCGAGCACGGCUCGCCGGUCACUUCCCCGUUGGACACCAUCAUUUCACGAGUGGCCGAAAGCGACGACCAUCUUCUCUUCUUACGUCGGAUGCAAGAGCUUCUUGUCAAAGCACGCGACCAGAUGGCUAAGACACAGCAGCGCAGGAGCCAGCAGGCCAAUCGCCAGCGUCUUCCUUGUCCAUUCUGAGCCAGCGACCUCGUUUGGGUUUCCACAACGGAAUUCAGCCUUGAACAAGACAUCUCUCGCAAGCUCCUUCCGAAAUGGAUGGGGCCUUGGCCGAUUAUAGCACCCGCUGGAGACGCACCCGAGGGACCGCCUGGGCGCCAACCUAUUCAAAUUCCUGAAUUAACAAAAAUUGCGUUUAGUA
This is a messenger RNA of Chara braunii, 3241 nucleotides long. NCBI's taxonomy places the organism in Eukaryota, Viridiplantae, Streptophyta, Charophyceae, Charales, Characeae. The record is from the annotation of a GenBank genome assembly.